AUGAGUUAUCCUUCCAACAGCGAUUGGAUCGACCCGGAUACCCCUCUCAAAGAACAUGUCAUCUCUCCCCUUUCCCGUGGGGAUUCCAGAGGCUAUCGUCUCGUGUUUUCGGAAGAGUUUCAAGUAGAAGGACGCACCUUUCGGGAUGGAGAAGAUCCUCGUUGGACGGCACUCGACAAGAAUGACAUUACUAACAAUCCAUUGCACUAUUACAGUGACGACGCCGACGCGGUGAGUUCUCACAAUGGAUCACUUAGUAUUCGACUUAGCAUUGAACAACGAGAUGAUUUGCUCAACCGAAACGAGUCGGGACCAUUCACCGAAACCAAAGAAUUCAAAUCGGGCAUGCUGCAGAGUUGGAACAAAUUCUGUUUCACCGGAGGGAUCGUCGAGUUUUCGGCCAAAAUGCCAGGAGAUCCCAAUGUGGCGGGUCUGUGGCCUGCCAUUUGGAUGAUGGGCAAUCUGGGUCGAGCCACCUAUAUCAAUUCGACCGAAAACAAGUGGCCCUUUUCCACCAAUGUCUGUGACAAUCGUACCCGCAACAGUCAGCUCGUCAACUCGUGUCCUGACAGCUAUUUGCGCGGUUCUGCUCCCACAAUGCCCCAAGGAAGUGGACGAGGAGCUCCCGAAAUUGAUUUGUUGGAGGUCAUGAUGAUGGAUGAAUACUUUGAGAGUCCCAUCCUGUCAACGUCCCUACAAGUGGCUCCUGGUGUUCCCACCGAGAAACGUCCUUUGCUUGGUCAAGAACCCAACGCGUCCAACACUUGGUAUUCGCCCGAGUUUGGCGACAAUGCCACACGCAACACGUACUUUUAUGGAACCUGGUCCUUCCCGGCCGAUCCCACCACCAAACCCUAUCAAACCGACUCCAUCUCGGCCAACAUGGCACUCGGCAACGACUUUUACGAGAACUUUCACAAAUUCAGAGUAGAGUGGGAACCACCAGAAGAAGAGUCCGGAUAUGGUGGCUACAUCAAGUGGUUUAUUGAUGGAAAGUUGGUCACUGCGGUUUACGGGGAUGACUUGCAAAACACGUCGCAGACAGAGAUUCCAAGCGAGCCCAUGUACCUGGUCAUGAACCUUGCCGUUUCCAAAGAUUGGGGAUUCCCCGAUGCUUACUUCAAAGACUGCCCCAAAAAGUGCUGGAGUUGUCAAGAUCCCGCGUGUGCGUGCGCUUUGCCCAAGGGCUUUUGCGACAAUAUGCCUACCAGCCUCGAAAUUGACUCGGUGCGGGUCUAUCAGCCGACAUCAUCGAACAAAUACACCACGGGCUGCUCGCCGCCCAACCGUCCCACCAAAGCCUUUAUCGAAGCGCACAAUGACGAUUACAAGCUCUCCGACGAUGAGUUCCCACUGAAGCAGAUUCAAGUGGGAGGUGGGAGCUGUAACACGGACAGCGACUGUGGGACAGUUUCGACGACACGGGUGCAAGGAAUCUGCGUCAGGGGUAACCUAACCGCUUCCAGCGGCAGUUUUUCCUGUGCUUGUCGACGCGGCUGGGUGGGUCCUCAUUGCUUGGCUUCGUUCAACGGUGACGUGGAUGAAGAGUGGAACAAUCCAUUCGAAAAUGGCCCACAGGGAACUACCACAACGAGCGACUUUAGACCAGCGACAUUUGUUUGGAUGAGUUUUUUGAUGACCAUGAUGGCAUUUUGCCUGCAUUGGAAGUCGAGGACAGAGCAACGGGUCCUCCUGGACGAUGUGAAGAAAUCCAUACGAGUGCCGCAGACGUCGUACAAAUCAUUCAGCCCGCUGUCAUCUUCGACGUACGGAACGACAGCACGUGACGAUGACAUGGACACGAAAUCGUCUACUCCGCCAGCACAAGAGAUGUACGGCAACGGAUCCUAUCAGAAUGAUCCAGCUGUGGUGCAGCCGCCGCUGGCUUCAUCACUACGAUGA
Seminavis robusta is the source of this 1902-nucleotide messenger RNA. The record is from the annotation of a GenBank genome assembly. Lineage: Eukaryota; Bacillariophyta; Bacillariophyceae; Naviculales; Naviculaceae.